Messenger RNA from Camellia sinensis, 2068 nucleotides. Its product is annotated as butanoate--CoA ligase AAE1. The record is from RefSeq and is a predicted model, not a curated record. NCBI's taxonomy places the organism in Eukaryota, Viridiplantae, Streptophyta, Magnoliopsida, Ericales, Theaceae.
AUGGCUGCUAUCAUUGGAGAGGCUAUAAGGAGAUAUAGAGAUAACCAGGAGAGGAAGUCUACUGCUCUCUCUCUUCCCCACCAUCACCAUGAAUCGCUUCCUCAAGAACUCUCUCUCUCGCUUCAUUGGUAGUGUGAAUCGAAUUCAACCAAUACUUACAUCCAUUCAAUUUUCACGUCAAUUUUCCGGAAAUCUCGAACGGGACCCAUGUGAAUCGGUGGAGGGUCUGGUCCGAUGUCCAGCUAACCACGUUCCUCUCUCUCCCAUAACCUUCCUGGAGCGAUCUGCAAAGGUUUACAGAGACAGAACAUCGCUUGUGUACGGUUCUGUGAAGUACACUUGGAAGGAGACUCACGAGCGAUGUCUCAGACUCGCCUCUGCUCUCACCCACUUGGGGAUUUCCCCUGGAGAUGUUGUAGCAACGUUGGCCCCUAAUAUUCCAGCAAUGCAUGAGCUGCAUUUUGCGGUACCAAUGGCUGGAGCAGUAAUUUGUACACUUAAUACACGCCAUGAUUCAGCUAUGCUGUCAGUCCUACUGAGACAUUCCGAAGCCAAGGUCAUUUUUGUAGAUUACCAGUUACUUGAAAUUGCUCGUGGAGCACUUGAUCUUCUUGUAAGUACAGAAUCGAAACUUCCUAUUUUAGUGUUGGUUCCUGAAUCUGAUGACUCAUCUCAAACAACUAUUACUUCUGAUACUUAUGAAUACGAGAGACUCUUGGCAAGUGGACAUACAGAAUUUUCCAUAAGACGGCCAAGAAAUGAAUUGGAUCCUAUCAGUGUAAAUUAUACUUCUGGCACAACUUCACUUCCCAAAGGAGUUGUUUAUAGUCACAGAGGUGCCUAUCUCAAUGCCUUCGCGACAUUUUUUCUUCAUGGAAUGGGCUCAAUGCCUGUUUAUCUUUGGACAGUGCCUAUGUUUCACUGCAACGGGUGGUGCCUCAUUUGGGGACUCACAGCCCUCGGUGGCACUAACAUAUGCCUUAGAAGUGUCUCUCCUAAAGCCAUUUUUCAAAAUAUUGCUCUCCACAAGGUGACACACAUGGGUGGCGCACCAACUGUCUUGAACAUGAUUGUAAAUUCGCCUUCAAAUGACCGAUGCCCACUUCCCCACAAGGUUGAAGUAAUGACGGGUGGUGCACCACCUCCUCCACAGAUACUUCUUAAGAUGGAGGAGCUCGGUUUUGGACUAUCUCACUUGUAUGGACUUACAGAAACUUAUGGUCCUGGGACAUCUUGUGUAUGGAAGCCUGAAUGGGACUCUUUGCCUCAAGAUGAACGAUUAAAGCUAAAAGCACGACAAGGAGUUCAACAUCUCGGUCUAGAAGAAGUAGACAUCAAAGAUUCUAUCACCAUGAAAAGCAUACCGGCUGAUGGAAAGACGGUUGGUGAGGUUAUGUUCAGAGGAAACACAGUAAUGAGUGGAUACCUCAAAGAUUUGGAAGCGACACAAGAGGCUUUCAGGGGUGGGUGGUUCAGAAGUGGUGAUCUUGCUGUGAAACACCCUGACGGGUAUAUAGAAGUCAAGGACCGCUCGAAGGAUAUUAUAAUCUCUGGGGGUGAGAAUAUUAGCAGUGUAGAGGUAGAGACGACGUUGUUUAGUCAUCCGGCUGUGCUUGAAGCUGCGGUGGUUGCUAGACCGGAUGAUCACUGGGGUCAGACGCCUUGCGCCUUUGUGAAGUUGAAGGAGGGAUUCAGUGUCGAUGCUCAAGAGGUAAUCAAGUUCUGCAGGGAUCGUUUGCCACAUUAUAUGGCACCCCGGACAGUCAUUUUUGAAGAUCUUCCUAAAACUUCAACUGGGAAGGUGCAGAAGUUUGUUCUGAGGGAGAAGGCAAAAGCUUUGGGCAGCCUUUCUAAGUGGUUUCAUUCACUUGACAGAACAAGAAGAAAUUUUGCUGUUGAGCAAAGAUGGGCAAAUUUGUGAUUCUUUAAGAUUCCACAAAUAGUAUAGCUGCUUCUGGUGGAUUUCACUACGUAUAUAUAUUUCGGGAGAAAUCUUCCAAGAACUUCUUAAAUCGGUAACAAGUUGUCAAUAACAUCUAAAUGCAAAUAAAAAUAUAGUUCAAAAGUA